Cornus florida is the source of this 1382-nucleotide messenger RNA. RefSeq names its product protein BRANCHLESS TRICHOME. The record is from RefSeq and is a predicted model, not a curated record. Lineage: Eukaryota; Viridiplantae; Streptophyta; Magnoliopsida; Cornales; Cornaceae. The transcript has a single exon. Bases 178 to 1137 code for a protein of 319 amino acids.
AGACCACUCAAAAGAUGACUUAGAGCAGCGGCAACUCCACCAUUAACCAUGGGUAUUAAUUAGAUAGGGUGGGUCUACCGUCUACCCCGCAAAAGCAAAAGAGAGCCUCAAAGAAAAGUUUCUUCCAAAGGAAAAGGCAAAAUACAGAAAGCAGAAUAAAGAAAGAUCCAAAACCAAAUGGAGGAGAUGAUGAUGAUGAUGAGAAGAAGCCCAGAAAAUCUCUCUAGUGAGUCCAUUUCCGAUCAACCCAUCAUCACCACCUCCACUUGCCCAACCUGGAAGCUGUACGAUAAUCCAUUUUAUUAUUCUCAACACCCACAAUAUGAUCAUUGUCACCACCACCAACAAGAAGAAUUACUAGAACAAGAUCACAAGUGUAGGAGCAACCAUUUUCACUGUCUCCACCUCCCUAUAUCGGCACGUAAGAUCGGUUUCAGGGCCUUUAUGGACUCUGAGCUUGAUUUGGCUCUAGCCCAGAUCAUUGAAUUGAAGGAAGAGCUCGAAUUCGAAAGGAAAGCUCGAAAAAAAUUGGAGUCUGUGAACAAGAAGCUGAGCAGAGACCUCUGUGAGGAGAGAAGGGGAAGGCAAGCGUUGGAACGAGUGUGUGAAGAGCUUGCCAAAGAAAUUUCAUCUGACAAAUCAGAGAUUGAUAGAAUGAAGACAGAGAUGGAGGAGGAGAGAAAGAUGUCACGUGUGGCCGAGGUAUUGAGGGAAGAGCGAGUUCAAAUGAAGCUCACUGACGCGAAGCACAUGCUGGAAGAGAAGCUGUUAGAAUUGGAGGUGACUAAACAAAAGUCAUCAAUUUACAAAACGGAGUUGAAGAAUCAAGAAGCUUAUAGGCACCCAAUUGGCAUUGCUUCUGGAGAACCAAAAAGGUGUGUUUUGAGUGCCUGUAAUUAUGGUUAUAACAAUGCGUUUGUUCAUUCAGUUUCAACACACAGAAUAGCUUUACCAGAACCUGAGAAUCCUCAUAUCAAGAGAGGGAUCAAAGGGUUUGUUGAAUUUCCCAAAGUGGUUCGAGCCAUUGGAUCUAAAAGUAGGCAUUUGGGUACCAAAUUGGAGUGUCAAAAAGCUCAGCUAAGGAUACUACUCAAACAAAAGAGCCCCAUUAGAUCCAAAAAUCUUUUAAUGAGUUGAAAAUAUAUGUUUUCUUGUUCACAAUUUUUUUUUUCCUCUCUUUGCUUUCAUUUUGAAUUUGUUCUAUAUUAUUCUAUAUGAAUGUAAAGUUGAUCUAUUCCAGUACCCAAAAGAUAUCUUGAAAGAUUGUAGUAAAUACUUGCGUUUUUGAGAAUGUAAUUGUUGAGAGUGUGUUGUAAUGUAUAGCAUAUUGUGCUUUAUGAAUAAUUUAAUUACAAAAGCGUUCUCUUUGGAUCUGAAAUAAA